AUGCAAGUUCAUACAGAUAAGAGUCCUGUUAUUCGAACCACAAAAUCAAGAGGGACAGUUUCACCUAAUUCUAUUAAGUCGAUUCCCAUAACACACAAGGUGAUCAAUCGUAUCAUGGUUCCAAUUUACCUAAGAGACUAACAACAACAGCAAUAACCUCAAAAUCCAGAUGUGAUAAGAUUGUAGUAGGAACUGGAAAUGUGGAUUCAGAGAUAUAGAGAAUUGGAACAACUCUAUUAAGGACAUAAGAAUCAUUUAGUUAUAAUUACAUAAUAUUAAGAGCGUAUAGAUAUGCUUGUUCAAGAGAAUAAUCAGAUAUCCAUGAUUUUGGAGGCACGCAUUCAGGAAGUGCAAUAAUGGGAAAGAAGUUACUAAGAGUUGUAAUAACAAUUGCAGUACACACAGACCAAUAGAGAAUCUGAAUUUCAAAUUCAAAUAAAUUAAUACUCUAAUGUGAUAGCAAAUUAUGAGAAGAAUAUUAAUGAUUUGAAAACAACUCUCUAAUAGAACCAAAAAGAAACCUUAUAAUGGAGAGAGCGUUGUGAUUACUUGUAGAAGGAAUAGGAGAAAAUAAAAUAGUAUUACGAAAAUCAACGCUAGUAAGAUGCUGAAAUACUCAUUUAGAAUGCAGAUCAAUAACGUCAAUAAAAUGAGAAUGAGGUUUAUAAGCUGAGGAAUUAAUUGGAUAUGAGAAUGAAGGAACUUGAAUAAUUUAAGCAAUAAAAUCACCAAAUGGAACAGACUCUUAUUGAAGUGGGAUCUAGUAGGCAAAAUUAUGAAACUAAAUUGUUGCUUUUGACUUAGGAGAUCGAGAAUAGCAAUGAUGUAUUCUAGAAGAAAGUGUAGCAGUUUGAACAAACAAAAAGGAGGAAUUAAGAAUUAGAAUAAGAGAAUUAGAUAUUAAGAGAAUAAUACGAUCAGUUCGCUUAAUAGUUAGAUUUCUAUAGAUAAAAGUAUGAGUAGGAGGUCUUGAACUAAAGGAAACAGGAGAGUUCUAAAUUGGAUAGAGAACGUACACUCUCAGAAGAAAUGAAAAGAAUCUAAUAGCAAAUAGAAGAGAGAGACAGAAGAAUCAAACAAUUAGAAGUUUAGAUCUAAGCUAAUUCUUAAUAUUAGUCUUAAUUGAUUCAACUGGAGGACAAAUGCUAACUGUAUUAGUAGGAGAUCGAAAGAUUGAACGGGUAAGUGAGAUAGAAGGAAUAAUAGAUACAAUAAAUUUAAUUGCAUAAUGAGUAAACGUAGUAGAAGCAUUACAAAAAUGAAAAUACCUUAAUCAAAAUUCAAAAUGAUUAUUAAUAGUUAAUAAUACAAUAGACUACUUAUUAAAAUAAUCUAGAAUAGAUCUAAAGAGUUAAAAUGCAAUUAGAAGAGAGAGUUGUUUUACUAGGAGGUGAAAUUGAAAGAUUAAAUGAUAUCCAAAGACAGUUAAUGAAUGAACUUGAUUAGAAUGUGAGGACAAAAAGAAAUGAGAAUGAAACCAUUAAUACAGAAAGACAGAAAUACUCACUUAUUAUUGAAUAACAAUCCAGGGAAUUAUCAGAAUACAAACUAAAACUUAAUUAGAUUGAAUUGAUUAGAAGUCAAUCAGAAUAAUUGAAAUCAGAUAAUGAUAGAUUGAAUCAAUUAUUAAGACAUUUGUAGAAUGAAAAUGAAUAAUGGAGAUAAAACUAUAAUAAAUUGGAGGAACAAUUAUAAUAAGAUUAUGAGACUAAAAUCAUUAUGUUAUCAUAGGAAAUUGAAAGGCUAUCUAUUUUGAUCAAUGAGAGAAGUACAGAGAUGGAGACCAAUAGAAGGAAAGUCACUAUUUUAGAAGAAGAAUUGAAUAAGAAAAGAUAUAGUUAGGAUGAGAAAUUAGCCAUGCUUACUAGUGAAAUUGAGAGACUCAAUCUGUUAAAUCUAUCCUAUUCUGAAUAAAUUGAAAUGCUUAAGAUUAAAUUGAUAAAGCAGGAUUCCUCAGAUCUUCUAUUAUUAAGAGAAAAAAACUUGUAUUUAAACUAGGAGAUUGAAAGAUUAUAAAAUUUGGUUGAAGAUCUAAAUAAAGAAUUGGAAAUCUAUAGACUCAAAUAUGCUGACCAAUUCGGAGUUGGAUCAAAGUAUGAAGAAUUACUUCUUUAUUUAUCUUUGUACAAAGUUGAAAUUGAAAGUUUGCGUGCAUAAUUGACUGAUAAGGAAAAGGAAGUCAAUGAUAUGCGCAAGUCUUAAUUAGCUCCAUAUAGAAGAUGA
This is a messenger RNA of Paramecium tetraurelia, 2223 nucleotides long. RefSeq lists its product as uncharacterized. The record is from RefSeq and is a predicted model, not a curated record. NCBI's taxonomy places the organism in Eukaryota, Ciliophora, Oligohymenophorea, Peniculida, Parameciidae. The transcript is spliced from 3 exons.